AUGAAGAAGUCAUUCUUCUCGAUUUUUGUGAGUUUUGUUGUGUAUCUUUUGGGAAUUGAAGCAGCUGUUUUCGCACAAAAAAAUGGUACAUCUAAUGACACCUCUUGGAUUCCAUCCUCCACGCAACAAAAUACAAGCCCUCAAGCUUUAGAUUAUUAUUACUUAUUAUUUAACCUUUCUUAUCCUGCUGAAGGCAAAUUACCUAUCUACAUUAUUGUAAAUCCUAACAGAAAAGCACCGUCCCAAGUAUCAAUUUCAUUGUAUGAUGAAUUUAAUAAUAUCAAACUAUUAGAUAUCGCUGAUGUUCCUUUAACAAACUAUGAACUGGCAACACCUUUCAUUGUAUAUACAUGGAAUGUGAUUUCAGAGAUUAAUUCAAAUUUCAAUUUUACAACUGGUUAUUUUACUUUAGUCAUGUCAUAUAAUGAUAGUGACACGACUGUAACAAAAGACAGGCGUAUAAAACUAACAAAUGUAGUGGCUAGCCCAGGCGUAAUUCUACAGAUAGUGGUAGUGUCUUUCGAUUUUAGUUUUAAUUACCGAUACUACUUACCAAAUGGUUCAAUAGUUGAACGAUUUAGUAUUAUUCGAUUCACCUUAGCGAGUUGA
Molecule: messenger RNA, 609 nt
Organism: Dentiscutata erythropus
Lineage: Eukaryota; Fungi; Glomeromycota; Glomeromycetes; Diversisporales; Gigasporaceae
Source: the annotation of a GenBank genome assembly